CGAAGGAAUCACCUUGUGGCUUGUGUCGCCGCCGCUCUCUGCGCCUCCCCUACGCCAGCCUCUAUAUUUAGGCUGCUUGUUGUGGCGCUGGUCAGCUGGGACCUUCAGCAGGACACGCCUCUGGAUUGAAUGGAGCGCACCGUGCGUAAACUCCAGACCGCAGCAGAUCCAAACUUUGUCGCUUCUUUUGGGUGUCGAUUGGUUUUGGUAUCGGCAUUAGUUCGUCGGAGACUAUAAAUGCAGCGAUGACUCGAGAGGAGGACCUGAUCCGGAUCGCCAAAAAGCUAGACAAGAUGGUGUCUACAAAUAACACGGAGGGUGCCAUCGACCUGCUGAAGGAGUUGAAAGGCUUCAAUAUGACACUGAAGCUUCUCCAGGAAACAAGAAUUGGCAUGUCUGUGAACAACAUCAGGAAGCACUGCAGAGACGAAGAAGUCAUCUCUUUGGCAAAAGUCCUUAUUAAAGAAUGGAAGAGACUUCUGGACUCUGGAAAUUCUCACUCUGAGAAAGUUGACGAACUGAAGAAUGGUUUGGACGCCAGGAAACCUGCAGCAGCUACAAACAGCUCCUCCUCAGAGCCACAGAGCAGUCACAGUAGGCAGGAGGCCAAACUGAAACAUGGAUCAGAUUCUGACAAAAGCAGGAAUGAAAAACAGAACGACAACCACAUAAACAAAAAGAGGCAUGCGGACGAUCCCGGGGUGGAUGGAAAACACCUCGAAGGGCACCAAAGUGAGAAACACCUUCAAGAAAUCAGAGCAGAGAAACAAACACCUGCAGCGAAUCCCCAACCGGAAUCAGAUAACAAGAAACAGAGGCACGCAGCAGACCUGCAGAGUGGAAAACACAAGUCGGACCCAGUCAAGCACAGAUCGCUGGAGGAUUUGAAGAAGACGAGAAACGCAGAGCUGAUAACGAAAGAGAAACCUCCCGAGGAGCCUAGGAGAUACGCAGACGACGGGAAGCAGGAUAAAAGCAGAGCGGAAGGCAGACACGAGUGGCCUGUCGGCACACCUCAGAGAGGGAAGCCCGCUGAAGCUCACAAGCUAAUCUUUGAAAGGAGAGGAGUGCUGGACAGCAGCGUACUGUACCCCACCCGCUUCCCCUCCCCACCUCGACCCGCUCGGCCUCUUCUGCCCGUCAAACGUCCGUCUCUGGACUCGAAAAAAGACACCAGGCUCUUGGCUCCUCACACGUCCCGACACCAGCCCUCACAGUUGUACACCUGGAGGCUCUGCUGUGCGUGGUGCAUGCCGCGGAAGGACGGUAAAGAGUCUUCCUCUCGACACCCUCACUCUCAACCGGCCUCUCCGCCGCCAAAACGACCCGCGGCGGAAGUCAAGAAAGAGAGGAAGGUUCCACCGGACCCAAAUGCUCCGAUAGCUCCUCUUCCUCUCCACCUCCAUCCUCCUCCGUUGAGAAAAGAGCCUCCUGAUCCCAACGCGCCCCUUCUUCCGCUCCCGCUCCACCUCCACCCUCCCGCUGCUCCUCUGAAGCGCCCCUCUGUGGACGGGGGCAAGGACAGAGAGAGGUCUGGGCCAGAUGUUACUGCCUUGACGUACCAGAGUGAAACAAUCAAGGACGACACAGUACAAUUCAACACAGAGUUUCCCUCUUUGAAAGAUUCAGAUGAUGGCAAAGCAUCUAAGAAACUGUCAGAUGACGCCAAGAGAGAAAGGAAAGAUUCUUCUGACUCUAAACUACACUCUACCAAAAAGCCCGCCAUCGAGGCCAAAAAAGAAAAGCACAGGAAGGAUUCCAGUGAACUGAAGCCAAGCCAAUCUGCGAAAGGCCAUUCCACUGACUCCAAAUCCGUCAGACGCGAGUCCACCGAUUCAAAGAGAAGCAGCUCACCUCCAGCAAAGAAGAUAUCAAGUGAAAGGAGAGAGUCUUUAGGCUCGAAGCCUCUUGGACAACCACAGAGGAAACCGUCUACUGACAGCCUGGAAAGGAAGGGUAAAACCGAAACGCCCAGAACUCCCACCACCCCAACCAGUCCGCUGUCACCCAGCUUCAGCUCUCCGGGGGGUCCUCUGUCCCCUCACCUGGCUACUGGAGACUCUGUUAGAGACAAGUGCAUUGAGAUGCUGGCAGCUGCCCUGCGGACAGACAAUGACUACAAAGACUUUGGAGCAAACUGUGACGGCAUGGCAGCAGAGAUUGAGGAUCAUAUCUACCAGGAGAUCAGGGCCACAGAUAUGAAGUACAAGAACCGAGUCCGGAGUCGCAUCAGCAACCUGAAGGACCCCAAGAACCCGGGACUUCGCAGAAACGUCCUGGCUGGCAGCAUCGAGUUGAGCCGCAUCGCCAGCAUGUCCGCUGAGGAAAUGGCCAGUGAUGAGCUGAAGCAGCUGAGGAACGUCCUAACCCAGGAGGCCAUCAGGGAGCACCAGAUGGCCAAAACCGGUGGGACCACCACAGACCUGCUGCAGUGCGGCAAAUGCAAGAAGAAGAACUGCACCUACAAUCAGGUCCAGACCCGCAGCGCUGAUGAGCCGAUGACCACAUUUGUCCUCUGCAAUGAGUGUGGCAACCGCUGGAAGUUCUGCUGAUGCCUUCAGAGGUGAAGCUAUUCCUUUCAGAGACCCUGUAUUGCCCCUGAAUUGCUUCUUGCCCACAACUGGACGAGAAAAAGUUAGGGAACCACUGUAGAUGAUGAAUUCAACAAAAAAACGUUGUUCUUCCAAUUCUUACUUGAGAUUUUUUUUUAGAUUUAUGAGCAUGGAUACAUAAAGAUGGAAUACAGUGGAUUGGACUACGGCUUAAUCACGAAAUCCACAUGGUUGUAAAUGAAUAGUAAUUAGGAUCUUGGACCUAAUUAACAAGACACGUUAAUCUCUUUAACAUGCCAUGCAAUACAAUAGCCGUUUAUUUUGUUUAUACAUAUAUCUUCCAAUAAAACCACAUAAAUAAAAA
This is a messenger RNA of Poecilia latipinna (sailfin molly), 2916 nucleotides long. RefSeq names its product transcription elongation factor A (SII), 3 (gene tcea3). Gene Ontology annotation, biological process: DNA-templated transcription; transcription elongation by RNA polymerase II. NCBI's taxonomy places the organism in Eukaryota, Metazoa, Chordata, Actinopteri, Cyprinodontiformes, Poeciliidae. The transcript has 21 exons. The coding region runs from base 246 to 2552 and encodes 768 amino acids. Gene Ontology annotation, cellular component: nucleus. The record is from RefSeq and is a predicted model, not a curated record. Gene Ontology annotation, molecular function: nucleic acid binding; zinc ion binding.